AUGACUCCAGGCACUUCGAUACGACAACAAACGAAGAGUUGGAGGGCCGAGCACAAAGCCGCGAGGACGCUCGGCAUAAUAAUGGGCGCGUUCCUCCUUUGUUGGCUGCCAUUUUUCCUUUGGUACCUGACAACGUCACUGUGCCGCGAGGCGUGUUACUGUCCAGACACGGUGGUGUCCGUCCUAUUUUGGAUAGGCUACUUCAACAGCGCCCUGAACCCGCUGAUCUACGCGUAUUUCAACCGCGACUUCCGCGAGGCCUUCAAGGACACGCUGAAAAGCGCCCUUCCGUGCUGCGCCAGUUGUUGGAAGACACCGUCGCAGUUUGUCUAGCGUGAGAAACCCCCGUGAACAGUCGCGUCGAGCAUGCUUCGUGUCCCGAAUCAUCGGACAAACCCACACAUUUUAAUUAAGCUUGUGGUCGGAACUUGUCCAAUGCCGGACGAAAGUCUGUUCAGCUCGAAUCCUUCGAUGGCCGGAUAGCUAAAAAUAAAUUUGACGACACGUCGCAAGGUUCGUUGAAGAGAUUCUUUGAUGUUUAUACGGCCGAGAAAUUGGAGGAAGUGAUUGUUAACGGGAAAUAUAAAACUAUUCUCAUAAAGAGUGAUUAGAAGUAUACUGUUGUGAAUAAGGAGAGAGAAACAUUUAUCAUAACUUUUUUUAAUUAAUCUAAUAUAAAUGAUCAUACAUCUUGCAAAGCUCUCAUUCCACGUGAAUCAAUCCUCUGCUUCUCUUUGAAUUCCAUUAUAUUUCUACUGUUGUAUCUUCAAAUUUUAUAUGUAUUUUUAUCGAAUGAGUCGGUAAGGUAUA
This is a messenger RNA of Ceratina calcarata, 810 nucleotides long. RefSeq names its product octopamine receptor beta-3R-like. Bases 1 to 333 code for a protein of 110 amino acids. Gene Ontology annotation, molecular function: octopamine receptor activity. Gene Ontology annotation, biological process: adenylate cyclase-activating adrenergic receptor signaling pathway; positive regulation of MAPK cascade. The record is from RefSeq and is a predicted model, not a curated record. Gene Ontology annotation, cellular component: plasma membrane. The transcript has 3 exons. Lineage: Eukaryota; Metazoa; Arthropoda; Insecta; Hymenoptera; Apidae.